This is a messenger RNA of Dissoconium aciculare CBS 342.82, 294 nucleotides long. RefSeq lists its product as uncharacterized. The transcript has a single exon. The record is from RefSeq and is a predicted model, not a curated record. Lineage: Eukaryota; Fungi; Ascomycota; Dothideomycetes; Mycosphaerellales; Dissoconiaceae. The annotation marks the transcript as partial.
ACAUACGGCCACAGGCAGCUGAGAACAAGGGAUCCCGUCCGCUCUCCCAUAUUUAAGCAGCUGACCGCGAGAUUAGUACUACGGUGGGUGACCACGUGGGAAUCCCUCGUGCUGUAUGUUUUGCACCUUUUUGCUCUUUCUGCUCUCGGUAAACAUUUGUGUUCAUCAGUCCGCUCUCCCAUGGUUUCUCAAAAUGGCACGUCCUUUGCCUAUAUGUCUAUUGUUCACUUCCGAGAUGCUGCCAUCUAUCGAAUAUUGCCAUCGUGGUUCGUGCGGACACUCUUAUCCUGGUAA